This is a messenger RNA of Cavia porcellus (domestic guinea pig), 2635 nucleotides long. RefSeq names its product nucleoporin 88 (gene Nup88). The coding region runs from base 141 to 2462 and encodes 773 amino acids. Gene Ontology annotation, biological process: ribosomal large subunit export from nucleus; mRNA export from nucleus; protein import into nucleus. Lineage: Eukaryota; Metazoa; Chordata; Mammalia; Rodentia; Caviidae. Gene Ontology annotation, cellular component: nuclear pore. Gene Ontology annotation, molecular function: structural constituent of nuclear pore. The transcript has 18 exons. The record is from RefSeq and is a predicted model, not a curated record.
UCUGGAAAGUUUUGUUUUCCUGUCCAGCCCCACCCACAGGCAGAUUUGGGGAAAUCCACGAUGGGUGGCUGAAGUAGUGGCAUUUGUGAAGUUAAUGAACCUAGGAAGAGGGAGCCUCGUGCUUCCCGGCUGCCUGUUCGAUGAUUGGUCGAAGCAGUAGACGCACACGCACAUUGGCUGCGUUCAGCGGCGGGCUGAGCAACUGGAAGGAGGGCAGUAGAUGGAGCAAGAUGGCGGCUGUGGAAGGUGCUAUCAGCGACAGUGACCUGUGGCAGACCUGGCUUCCUAACCACGUCGUGUUCUCGCGCCUCCGGGAGGGACUGAAACACCAGCGCUCUCCAGAAACUGAGGAUCCAGCUUCUUCGUCGUCGUCCUCGUCGCCUCCUGUGCCGCCGCAGUUGCUGACGAAAAACAUAGUCUUCGGCCUGGGCGGAGAGCUCUUCUUGUGGGAUGGAGAAGGCAGCUGCUUUUUAGUGGUUCGUCUUCGGGGCCUCAGCAGUGGCAGCAAGCAACCCUCCCUCUCCCACUACCAGAAAUUGCUUUGCAUAAACCCACCUCUGUUUGAAAUUUAUCAAGUUUUGUUAAGUCCAACACAACAUCAUGUGGCACUUAUAGGAGCUAAAGGACUUAUGGUAUUAGAAUUACCUAAAAGGUGGGGGAAAAAUUCUGAAUUUGAAGGUGGCAAAGUAACAGUGAAUUGUAGCACCACUCCAAUUGCUGAGAGAUUUUUCACCAGUUCUACAUCUCUGACGCUAAAGCAUGCUGCGUGGUAUCCAAGUGAAAUGCUGGAUCCCCACAUAGUCCUGUUAACAUCAGACAAUGUAAUAAGGAUUUAUUCUCUGCGUGAGCCCCAGACACCCACUAAAGUGAUUCUACUUUCAGAAGCAGAAGAGGAAAGUCUAAUACUCCAUAAAGGAAGGGCAUAUACUGCAUCUCUAGGAGAGACAGCAGUUGCAUUUGACUUUGGGCCGCUGGCAGCAGUCCCAAAGAAUGUAUUUGGACAGAAAGGCAAAGAUGAAGUAGUGGCAUCCCCGCUCUACAUCCUGUAUGAGAAUGGGGAGACUUUCCUUACAUAUGUUAGCCUGUUACAGAGCCCGGGGACUAUUGGAAAGCUGUUGGGUCCACUGCCCAUGCAUCCUGCGGCUGAAGAUAACUAUGGUUACGAUGCUUGUGCCAUCCUCUGCCUGCCCUGUGUGCCCAACAUCUUGGUGAUCACUACCGAGUCAGGAAUGCUGUAUCACUGUGUGGUGCUGGAGGGGGAAGAAGAAGAUGAGCACACACCGGAAAAAUCCUGGGAUUCCAGGGCUGAACUCAUUCCUUCUCUGUAUGUGUUCGAAUGUGUCGAGCUGGAGCUUGCCUUGAAACUGGCAUCUGGAGAAGAUGACCCCUUUGACUGUGAUUUUUCUUGUCCAAUCAAGCUUCACAGAGAUCCCAAGUGUCCUUCAAGAUAUCACUGUACUCAUGAAGCUGGUGUACACAGUGUUGGGUUAACCUGGAUUCAUAAACUUCACAAAUUUCUUGGAUCAGAUGAAGAAGAUAAAGAUAGUUUACAAGAACUUGCUGCAGAACAAAAAUGCUUUGUGGAGCACAUCCUUUGUACAAAGCCAUUGCCGUGCAGGCAGCCAGCUCCAAUUCAAGGAUUCUGGAUCGUUCCUGAUAUCCUGGGCCCCACGAUGAUCUGCAUCACCAGUACUUACGAAUGCCUUAUAAGACCGCUAUUAAGUACAGUCCACCCAGCAUCGCCUCCUCUGCUUUGUACCCAAGAUGAUGUUGAAGUUACAGAGUCUCCUCUCCGUAUUCUGGCUGAAACCCCUGAUUCCUUUGAGAAGCAUAUCAGAAGCAUUCUGCAACGCACUGCUGCCAAUCCAGCGUUUCUGAAGUCAUCUGAAAAGGAUUUGGCGCCGCCUCCUGAAGAAUGUCUCCAGCUUAUCAGCAGAGCCACCCAGGUGUUCAGAGAACAGUACAUUCUUAAGCAGGACCUGGCAAAGGAGGAGAUUCAGAGAAGGGUCAAAUUAUUAUAUGACCAGAAAAAGAAACAACUAGAUGAUCUCAAUUACUGUCGAGAAGAGAGAAAAAGUCUGCGGGAAAUGGCUGAGCGCUUAGCUGACAAAUAUGAAGAAGCCAAGGAAAAACAAGAAGACAUUAUGAACAGGAUGAAAAAAGUACUUCACAGUUUCCACUCUCAGCUCCCAGUUCUCUCUGAUAGUGAGAGAGACAUGAAGAAAGAACUGCAGCUGAUUCCUGACCAACUUCGACAUCUGGGCAAUGCCAUCAAGCAGGUCACUAUGAAAAAAGACUAUCAGCAGCAGAAGAUGGAGAAAGUGCUGAGCCCUCAGAAGCCCACCAUUACUCUGAGUGCCUACCAGCGGAAGUGCAUCCAGUCUGUCCUCAAGGAAGAGGGUGAACACAUAAGAGAAAUGGUGAAGCAAAUCAAUGAUAUCCGCAAUCAUGUAAACUUCUGAUGCCACCAAGAAGAGUCACACCUGAAGUUAGAACAACUGAAGGUUUACACCGUAUUGUAAAAUAAACAGGUAGCCCUAAUUUAUAAAGACACUUGGAUGAACUUUGGUGUGUUGUCUGUUUUUAAUAUCCGUUUUCUAAGUACUGAAUAAAUGCUUUUAUUUGAAAAUUGCAA